CGCUCGUUUCUGCCAUGGUGGCAACUUCACCGCUCUCCAAAGCUGAAUGUCUGAAGCGUUACUUGUCUGGGGCAGAUGCCGGCCAGGAAGGAGGUUCAGAGUCCCUUCGGAAGAGGCGCAAAAAAGGACCGAAGACGGGAGGCACCGCUGGCAAGGGAUUGCGGAUUGUUGAUGAUGAUGUGGGCUGGGCAGCUAUCUCUACCACUAAGCUGGAAAGGGAGGAGGAAGAGGAUGGAGAUUUGCCUGUGGUGGCUGAGCUUGUGGAUGAGUGUCCAGAAGAGGUAAAGCAGAUGGAGGCCUGCUCCAGUGCCAAAUGGAAACUCCUGGGAGACCACAGUGGAGGUGGACAUUUCCAUCAUGAUGAACGAGAUCCAUCUUCUCCUAGGAGGGUUCGUCAUGACAGCCCAGAACCAUCUCUUCCCAGGAGGACCUGUCUCUCUCCUCCUCGAAGGAGUCCUCUGAGGCCUCGCUAUAAUGGUCCUGCACCUCCUCCCAAUAGAUUCGCAGAGCACGAAGCUGAUCCAUCUUCUCCUAGGAGGGUUCGUCAUGACAGCCCAGAUCCAUCUCCUCCCAGGAGGGCCCAUCAUGACCCAUAUCCCUUUCCCCCAAGGAGAUUCCGUCAUGACUCAGACACAUCUCCUCCUAGAAGGGUCCGCCAUGACUCAGAUGCUUCUCUCCUCAGGAAGCCUUCAGGUGUAUCUCCUAGGAGAGGCCUUCCUAGUUCCUCGGGUGUCUCUCCACACAGAAGGGUCCAUAACCUACCUAUCACAGCCACACAUAGGAGGACUUUUGACACUUCAGAUACACAGCCUCUCAGGAGGGCCCUGGAUGACUCCCCUGAUUUGGAGCUGCCCAGAAUUAAGAGUAGUAAAGCUGCAUCCUCUAGCAAGACUGUACUCCAGAGGGGGCUGGGACCCUCCCACUCAUCACUCUCCAAGGCCAGUAAGUAUAGGCAGGAAUCCGACCUUCCUGCACGGAUACGGUAACCAAAGUCUCUUGUUGGAGCUAAGAAGAAGCUUGAUCCUCAAGGUGUCUGCCAAAAAGCCUCUGAUUCAGACCUUUGUCCUCCAUGGCAAAAACAAAAUCCAGGACACCAGGAUUCUGACUCAGAUCUGUCACUGCCACGGAAUAGACAGAGGCGCCAGGGCUCUGACUCUGACCUCUCUCCACCCCAGAGAAGACAGAGGACCACAUCUUCUGAUUCUGAUCUCUCUCCUCCUCGAAGAAGUCCCCGUCCCGGGAGGAAGACUUCAGGCAUGUAUUCUGGAGCAAAAACUGGGCUGGUGCCCGAUGUCCAGCGGGAACAGCAGGAACUCCAGAAACAGGACCAAGACACCACGGCCCUUGGAGCUCAGUUUGAAUUCAUUGAAACUGUAUUUCGAGACAAGUCUGGUGGGAAGAGGAAUUUGAAGCUGGAACGUCUGGAGCAGAGGAGAAAAGCAGAGAAGGACUCAGAACGAGAUGAGCUCUAUGCCCAGUGGGGCAAAGGGCUUGCUCAGAGCCGGCAACAGCAGCAGAAUGUAGAGGAUGCCAUGAAGGAGAUGCAGAAGCCUCUGGCCCGCUCUAUCGAUGAUGAAGAUCUGGAUCGGAUGCUGAGAGAACAAGAAAGAGAGGGGGACCCGAUGGCCAACUUCAUUAAGAAGAAUAAGGCUGAGGAGAACAAGCAUAAGAAAGUGAGGCCUCGCUAUAAUGGUCCUGCACCUCCUCCCAAUAGAUUCGGUAUCGGUCCUGGCUACCGCUGGGAUGGAGUGGACAGAUCCAAUGGCUUCGAACAGAAGCGCUUUGCCAGGCUCGCCAGCAAGAAGGCUGUGGAGGAGCUUGCCUACAAGUGGAGUGUGGAGGACAUGUAG
Messenger RNA from Arvicola amphibius (Eurasian water vole), 1850 nucleotides. RefSeq names its product BUD13 homolog. Gene Ontology annotation, biological process: mRNA splicing, via spliceosome. The record is from RefSeq and is a predicted model, not a curated record. Gene Ontology annotation, molecular function: RNA binding. Gene Ontology annotation, cellular component: RES complex; U2-type spliceosomal complex. NCBI's taxonomy places the organism in Eukaryota, Metazoa, Chordata, Mammalia, Rodentia, Cricetidae.